Cryptosporidium muris RN66 is the source of this 663-nucleotide messenger RNA. Its product is annotated as U3 small nucleolar RNA-associated protein 11, putative. The coding region runs from base 1 to 663 and encodes 220 amino acids. Gene Ontology annotation, biological process: rRNA processing. Lineage: Eukaryota; Apicomplexa; Conoidasida; Eucoccidiorida; Cryptosporidiidae. Gene Ontology annotation, cellular component: nucleolus; small-subunit processome. The record is from RefSeq and is a predicted model, not a curated record. The transcript is spliced from 2 exons.
AUGUCAUCUUUAAAACAUUCAAUCCAUCGUAGAGUUCACUUAGAAAGGGCAACUCCUGCUAAUCGUUUAAGGUUUGGGAUCUUAGAAAGAAGACAGGACUACAAACUCCGUGCUAAUAGAUAUCAUGAAAAAGAAAGACUAUUUCAAGCUUUAAGAGAAAAAGCUAGAACCAAAAAUCCUGAUGAAUUUCAUUUUAAUAUGAUUAAUUCUAGAUUAAAUAAAGGAAGAUAUGAAAAAGUUGAAAAAUUUUGUAUUAAUGAAUCCUUAUCUAAGGAAGAAAAGAAACUUAUGUCUAGUCAAAACCUAUCAUACAUUAGAUAUAGAAAAUCUAUUGACAAUAAGAAAAUAGAAAGGAUGGCAAGUGAAUUGCAGAUUAUUGGAUAUUCUACUGAGAGAAAACAUUUAUUUUUUAGUGAUGAUGAAAAUGAAGUUAAUUCUAAUUGUAAUAAUACUAUAGAUAAAAAUCUUACAAAGGAUAUAGUUAAAACUAUAACUAAAUCAUACAAAAUGUUAAAUGAUACAAUUAUACGUUCCUCUAAACUAGAAAGAAUUGAAGGGAAGCUUGAAUUACACAAAAAUUUGUUGGAAAAAGGUAGAAGAAAGAAAAUUAUAGAUAAUAAUGGAAAAGUAAAUUUUGUUUGGUAUCCAAAAAGGAAAAAAUGA